CAGGGAGUUAAUUAGGUAGUGCUUAGUUUUUAUCUUAAACUGCUUGAGAGAGGUACAGUCUUUAACAUGAUUGGGAAGGUCAUUCCACAGUCUGGGUCCCUUGAUUUGUAGAGCAUUUCUAGUUUUUACCCUCAGUGCAGCGAUACUCUUUUAAACAUUUUAGGUUAGCCAAAAUUUAAUGUAAAUAAAAAGCAGGUCAUGCAAAUGUUCUGUAACCAGAAUUAUUAAUUUCCUACUAACUUUGUCCAUAGUAAGAGUUACAGUUCUUAAUGAUGUAUGGAAUAUAUAAAACUGGGAAUAUAUAGACAAAUAAUAAUGUUAAGCUGUUCAAGUUCUGAAUUGACUUUGUUCUACACAUUAAACUUUCAUUUCCAUAUUUACAUAUUGUAGAUAGUUUAAAUAUUCAAAAUGUUUAAAUAUAUAGCCACACUGUAGAUAUUGCAUUAUAUAGCCACAUUGUAAAUACAGUAAUAUAUUAUAAAUAGUAAUUUGGUGCACUUUAGUGUUUUAUUAUUAGUACAGAUAUAGUUGUGCAUAACCAUAAUGUGUGUAAGUUUGCACUGUCUGCAAGUUUCUUUCUUGCUUUAUGACCACGGCAACAUUAUCUUCAGUACUCUACUAUAACUAAACUUUUACUCUUGUUACUUGUUCACAAAUUUGCUUUGCCAAUUAACAUGAGUUAAUGCCAGAGUUAUUGUGUGACUAUACUAUAUGUAUAUUAGCAAACUUUGUUACUAGUUCACCAGUGCUGUAACUUGCUUAGCCAAAUGUAUACUGUAUAAGGGUUUAAUUCUGGACCCCAUUAUGUGCCUCUGUAACCUCUUCACUACCACUCACAGCAAUGGGUUUGGGGUGUAUAAUAAAUGAACUAAACAAACUAAAGUUCCUCAUGAUAUCCUGUAAAUAUUGUUGUUAUACAUUGCAUUUGAACUAUAAUAAAUACAUUAAACUUAAUGUACAGAAAGUGGAUAAACAGGCCUAAAACUAAAACUGCAGUCUUUUACUUCUUUGCCAAUUAACAUUAACAAUUAACACUGCAGUCUUUUACAAAACUACUGUAAUUCCUGCUAAAGAUGUCGGUGAGAUCAGUCUUGUCAUGUCUCACUUGUAGUACAGUACUGUAUUGUUUGUCCUGAGGCCCUGAAACUUUCCAAAAUAGUUAACGUCCUUUCGAAGGUGAAUUUUCUAUGCUUGGAUGCACAUGUCCCAAUAACAGGACUGCAGCCGUUAUGUUUGUCCAGGUGUGAUCAGGGGUGGAGGGAGAUGUCUUGAUAAUUAUGAUGGAUACAAACAUACCAUUCAUAUUGUGUGUUAUUUGCUUGAGGUCAAUGUUAAAAUCUCUGGUAAGUAUUUGUUUUGAGUUUGUAUUUUGUAGAUUAUUAAAGUAAAUUAUUUGACUACCUUAAUUAUAUAGUAAUGGUAAAUAAUUUUAGUAAAUUACCCUUAUCUGCCUCUGCAAACAAAAACAUAAAAAGGGAAGUGUGUUGAGACGGUCAAGUUAGAUUUACCUGAAUUUACUUGCAGGCCACCAUCUAACUAGUGGCCAGUGGCUUCUCAAAGGUUCCCCAUCCCCCCAUUUGUCCUGAUGAUUUUAUCCAACUGGAUUUUGAAUUGCAGUGGUGUUUUGGCAUUUAGAGUUACACUGGGUUAGGCAGUUCCAUGAAUUUAUAACCUUCCAAUUCCAAGGACCAUAGGUCUGGUAAGCAGGGGACAGAAGGCUGGGGUGAGGAUACAGAAAGCUUGAGCAGGGAACAGGAUACAAGUCAGAGGAGGGAGAUACAGCUCGGUGGUCCAACCACCGUGAGUUUGAACUUGGCAGUGAUACUGUAAGGUGUUCCUGUUGUUCACUUGCAUCCUAUGGGUGAAAAAGUAUCUCUUGAUCUUAUUUUUUUUCUCCAUCUUCUGAUGUGUGGUUUGGUCAUCAAAGCAUCUGUUUUAGUCCUAUAUUGUGGCUUGUUAAGCUUGAAGUCACUGCUCCUUGUAUGUGUUAUAUCUGACCUUUGAAAGAAGUCCUACAUAGCCUCACUGGCUUGGUGCCUUCUUUUGAUAAUUACUUUGAAAAAAGUUUUUGAAAAAAGCUUUCUGAAUCAAUAUCCUUCAAAGUGUUCAGUAUUUUAAAAUUAUUGAUAAAAUCAGCCCUGUCAUGUCUGGUUUGCAGUGUUGUUAGUCUUGUGGCCCUCAUCCACAAGAGUCUACUUAGGUCAGAGAGGGGGGGUGCACAUUCUGGACCCAAGGCAGCCGGAACCCAACACAUCCUGGUUCCUGGAUGAGCAUGAUGGAGGUCAUUGAGAGUGUGUGCAGUGUAGAGGAUAAUGGUUCAGACACCACUGAAGAUAUCACCAGCAGAGAGGACAGCGGCUCUGCCAACAAAAGAAUACGUUUGCUGGUGACAUCUGACGUAGGAGCUUCAAACAAGCUCAUCAAAGAUGUUAGUGCAAGUGAUGGAAUGACAAAUGUGUUCCUGUACAGCAACGAUGGUCAGUUGGUUCCUGCAGAAAUUGUCAUGGAAAGUGUGAGUGAAAACAUAAUAGCUAUGCCAUUAGGGACAAGCGUUGUAAAGAAUGGCAAAGCAGCAAUUGCAUCAGCAAAUGUUUCCAGUCCCUUAAGAAUUUUGAAGAUUCCUCAUCCUAUUCCUAGAAAGCAGAAGAGUGUACCUGUCAUCACCGUCCGACAAGCGAGAGGUCGACCAUCACACGCAGAUUCAAAUGUUAAUAAGCUUUUUACCUCUGUCUUGCAUACUAAACCUAGACAGAAUGCUUGUACCUCUGUCUCAAAAAGUGUAUCAUCAGAUGUGCAGACAAAAUUAGAAACAAAAUCUGAUAGUAUUGGCACUAUGAUCCUCAGUACAUCAGGUGUGCAGACAAAGUCAAAGCAAACCUCAAGUUCUCCUCAAAGGACAAUGUUGUCGACUGAAAUGAAAGUCAAGUCUCAUCUGGGUAAUUUCCAGGAUGAACAUUUGCAGCUGCUCACUGAUAGCACGGACAAGCCUUCUCAGAGUGGCAGCAAUGUUCACACUUCUCAGACAGUUAUGAUGCGAGUCAACAGUGUCGGAGAGUUGGAAUUGGACCCGAUGUUUCUUAAUACAGAAACUCUCAGCGAAUCUGAGACAGAUGAGAUGCGGCUUCCCGUAUCCACAGAACUUACAGCUCAAGAUCAUUUAACUAACAGUAGCCUUAGCAAUGUGACCAGGUCGGAAAAUGUAAGUGCUGAGGAAGAUGAUGACGACGAAGACAUGGAGUCCCCAACAGAAAGCCAGAUGGAGGCUGGAAGUUCAAGUGUGAACCAGAGCUGGUUUACAUCUCGGGAAGAUAAAGAAAUGCUACGAUGGCGUGGUCAUGCAUGGCGUCAGGGUAUGUGGUCAAAGGAAGAAACAGAGCUCCUACAACACAAUAUUGAACAAUAUUGUGCUCAGAAAGGUUUGUCCGAUCCAGGCUCUGUUAUAUUCAAGAUGUCAAAGGAGGAGCGAAGUGGCUUUUACCGUGUAGUUGCUCGAGGCCUCAACAGACCUCUCUUCUCAGUCUACAGACGAAUUAUCAGAAUUUAUGACAACCAUAACCACAUUGGCAAGUAUACCUCAGAAGAGGUUAACAAACUUAGAGAAUUGCGAACAAAGCAUGGCAAAAACUGGCAGGCUAUUGCAGCACAUCUUGGCAGGUCAGCUGCUUCUGUUAAAGAUCGGUGUCGUCUGUUAAAUGAAAACUGCAACCGUGGGGCAUGGUCAGCAGACGAGGAGGACCGGUUGUCAAUUGCUGUAUAUGACAUGGCUCAGGUGUUGCCGGGGGAGCAGGUGACAAGUGGAAUCUCUUGGGGUGAAGUGUCUAAUAGGGUAAGAACACGGUCAGAAAAGCAGUGUCGUACUAAGUGGCUCAACUACCUCAAUUGGAAACGAGCAUCUGGAGUGGAAUGGAGCAAGGCAGAUGAUAUUCAACUCAUAUGCAGGCUUAGUGUGUGUGGCGUGGGAGAGGAGUCACAAGUAGACUGGUCUGCACUAGCCAGAAUCUGGCCAGCUUGUCGCUCACCACACUGGCUGCGGGGCAAAUGGUGGAACCUCAAGAGACGUCUCCCACAGUCUUCUCAAGAUACCAAUCUUAAAGAGAUGUGUCAGCAGCUGUAUAAUAUGCAGUCUCUGAGCCUCCUCCAGUCUACACUAGUAGAGCUGCCAGCAACCUUCCUCAACACUUUAACUAAUUCCCCGUUGAUGAGCACUGCUACAUCCGGAAACAAGUCCUCGAUGGGUGUAGAUCAGGACUGCGUCUCCGUUGGCACUAUCAAAUUAUGUAUUCCAGCUGCAAAUUUUUCAACCAUGAUCAGCUCAGUUGAAAAUGAGGAACAGUUUGGAUCAAGAUUAAGUGAGCUGAUGCAGAGCGCUCUGUUGGCACAGAGUGUGGACGUGAGGGUGUGCCAGCCCACAAGUGUGGUGUCACAACCACAUUGCUUCACUUCACCCACACUGACUACGCAGGUCACCACACAACUCCCGCACCUUUCUUCCACAUUAGCAAAUGAUGCUAAACCUCACUCCAUAGUUGUGGAGACUAUGCAGGAUUCCUUGUCAAUGGACUUACCAGACGUACACAGGACGAGCACGAGUCGUACUACACUUCUUGACCAAGAUUUGGUUACAAUGAAGGAGGAAGAUAUCCUGAGUGAUGGGGACAUCAGCCACUCCCAAACUGGGCUAGCCACAAGCCUCGACCCUUCUUUCCCUGUCGUAACUUCUCAGGUCAUCCUGAAUGGUUUAGUUAGAGUGAAGGAGGAAGACAUCCUGAGUGAUGGGGACAUCAGCCACUCCCAAACUGGGCUAGCCACAAGCCUCGACCCUUCCUCCCCUGUCGUAACUUCCCAGGUCAUCCUGAAUGAUCCCAUUCUGUCAGUUUCUGGAGAGCCACUUGGCCAUGAAGAGGGUUUGCAACCAGACCAUGACGACUCUGAAAUCACCUGCCGUGGACUUUCCCAAGAUUAGUGAACUACUGAAUUAAUUUAAGUAAAUAAAACUUUCAUAAUGGA
This is a messenger RNA of Procambarus clarkii (red swamp crayfish), 5007 nucleotides long. Its product is annotated as cyclin-D-binding Myb-like transcription factor 1. Gene Ontology annotation, molecular function: RNA polymerase II cis-regulatory region sequence-specific DNA binding; DNA-binding transcription factor activity, RNA polymerase II-specific. Gene Ontology annotation, biological process: regulation of transcription by RNA polymerase II. Gene Ontology annotation, cellular component: nucleus. The record is from RefSeq and is a predicted model, not a curated record. NCBI's taxonomy places the organism in Eukaryota, Metazoa, Arthropoda, Malacostraca, Decapoda, Cambaridae.